CACAGAGAGAGAGACAGAGAGAGAGAGAGCAGCAAAGUUCAUGCAAGUGGAGAAUAACGACAGAAUACAGUGGAGUUAUGGUGGUGAAUUGAAGAGAUCAUUUCCAGGUUUGGCGGUUUCAUGCGAGCUGAAGCCAAAUUCCCAGUCUUAAGAGGAUUUUUUCUUUGGGAUCCAGUAUGAACACCACUACCGCCGUCUCUUCGCCUCCUCCCAGCGAUGUCUCGGCUCGCAUUGGCAUCGCCAUCCUGGCCCUGGCCUUCCUGCUGGGCUUCCCUGGUAACAUGUUUGUCGUUUGGUCGGUGCUCUGCCGGGUGAAGAAGCGCUCGGUGACGUGCUUGUUGGUGCUGAACCUGGCCUUGGCCGACGGCUUCGUGCUCCUCAGCGCCCCGCUGUUCAUUCGGUUCCUGGCGGCAGGACUGCACUGGGAGUUUGGCUCGGCGGCGUGCAAGCUGGUGCAUUACCUGUCGAGCGUGAACAUGUACGUGUCCAUCUACCUGAUCUGUCUCAUGAGCAUGGACCGCUGGGUGGCCGUCACGAGGCCCUUUGUGUCUCAGAGAAUGAGGACCAAGCUCCUUCUGGUCCUCCUGUUUGGGGUCUGGGUGUUGGCUUUCCUCCUGUCUCUGCCAAUGCCGUUCUAUCGCAGUAUUAUAAAGAAACCUAUAGGGAACAGGAGCUUGAACAUUUGCAUGGCAUACCACUGGGGGAGCAUGGGUCACCCGGUCUUCCAGUACCUGUUUGAGACCAUCAUGGGCUGCUUGGUUCCCUUCUCACUCAGCACCUGCUACUCCUCCGUCAUAUGCAGACUGCAAAGUGCCAAGUUCCAGCGCAGAGGACAAGGCAGUCGUCUCAUCUGCUGAUCAUUGUCACCUUGCCAUUUCUGGCUUCCCUAUCACAUCGUCAACAUCAUUGAGGUGGCUUGUUUGCUGAAGAACGACAAGCCGGGGAUACGCUGCACUCCCAGCGCUCGGCCCAACGUCACAGCCUUCGCCUACUUCAGCAGCGCGGUGAACCCCAUCCUCUACGUGUUCGCCGGCAGCUCCCACAUCCGCCAGGCCGGCCUCAGCUUCAUGGGCCGGCUCUUCGAGGCCACCUACUCGGAGAGCAGGACCACGUCCACCGUCACGCGCAGCGGCCGCAGCGGCUCUUCGCCGGACGAGAGCUCCGUCCUGUACACGCUGUCGACCAAAAUCGGGAAGCCCUUCAAAGGAAAGGGCAAGGAGAGAAGCAGCAGCGUGGCGGGAAAGGAAGCUGACGAACCAGAGCUCAAAACUCUUGCCAUGGUCGAACAGUUAGAAUAGCACUGGA
Molecule: messenger RNA, 1305 nt
Organism: Poeciliopsis prolifica (blackstripe livebearer)
Lineage: Eukaryota; Metazoa; Chordata; Actinopteri; Cyprinodontiformes; Poeciliidae
Product: leukotriene B4 receptor 1-like
Biological process (GO): phospholipase C-activating G protein-coupled receptor signaling pathway; positive regulation of cytosolic calcium ion concentration; inflammatory response
Cellular component (GO): plasma membrane
Molecular function (GO): leukotriene receptor activity; complement receptor activity
Source: RefSeq, a predicted model, not a curated record